This is a messenger RNA of Triplophysa rosa, 8309 nucleotides long. RefSeq names its product sortilin related VPS10 domain containing receptor 3a (gene sorcs3a). Gene Ontology annotation, molecular function: protein binding. Gene Ontology annotation, cellular component: membrane. The transcript is spliced from 27 exons. Lineage: Eukaryota; Metazoa; Chordata; Actinopteri; Cypriniformes; Nemacheilidae. The record is from RefSeq and is a predicted model, not a curated record.
CCUCCCCUAUGCACUGCCUUACUCCAUCACAUCCCUGAACGUGAGCGGUGUAGCUGAGGAGCACUUCUUUAAAACCCCGACACUUCGCUGGAGUUGCUUCCCCGCGCAUUUGAGAGUCGGAGGGAGGGGAUAAAGCAUUCCCCCAAAUCUCUUCUAACGAUGGAGACCUGUCCGGGUGCAUUCCCUGGCUCACACUUUACUCUUUUUACCUGGCUAAUUCUAUCAUUCUUGUACCUUUUUCCGAAUGUAGAGGCAGAGAUAACUUGCGCACCGUGUAUGUCGCCAAUGCAACUGAGUGACGCGGGGAAUGUGUAUAUGCGAAACCCGUCUGAUACUGGGAAAUAUUCGAGACAGGAUCAAAAGAAACCCAAGCUGCCCACAGUUCUGUACCCGAAUGGAGUACUCGGUGGACGAGCGGCAGGUGAUUUUCCUGGGUUGGUGGAGAAACUGGAAAAAGACGCGAACGCAGCGGGGUUGAACUCCCGUGCGCUUAUGGAGAACUUAACCGAGUCCGGUUUGGAUGAAGAAAUGUUUUCGGACGAAUAUUUGGAAAGUGAAUCCGAAUUCGAACCAGGGGAAAAGCAAAAUGACGCCGCGCGUAUGAGAAUUAAAAGAAGCGUGCCCGAGUUUAUGGAGAGCGCACGGAGCGGCGAGGCGCGCUCGGAAGAGCAAAGAAAAAGCCCUGGUCUGCGGAUGGAUGGACCUGCAAAACGCACCGAAGUUCGCUGGAACAGGGAUGAUGAUGGCAAAGUAUCAGAUUCCAGACCAGACGAACCCAGAGUGGUCAGCAGCACUUUUGCUCUGGCUGGAGACUCCGCGCACAACCACGCAGUCGUGUAUUGGUCCGGAAAAAACAGCAGCGUGAUUCUGAUUCUCACCAAACUGUUCGACUUUCACCUCGGCAGUGUAACAGAAAGCACUCUAUGGAGAUCAACAGAUUACGGGAGCACCUAUGAGAGAAUGAACGAUAAAGUGGGAGUCAAAACCGUUCUGAGAUACCUCUACGUCUGCCCUACCAACAAAAGAAAGAUAAUGGUGCUGACCGAUCCAGAGUUUGAAAGCAGCAUUCUCAUCAGUUCAGAUGAAGGUGCAAGCUUCCAGAAAUAACGCUUGAGCUUUUAUGUCCUGAGUCUGCUGUUCCAUCCCACACAGGAGGACUGGGCACUGGCCUACAGUCAUGACCAGAAGCUCUAUAGCUCGUUUGACUUUGGUCGAAAGUGGCAACUUGUUCACGAGCGAGUGACUCCCAACCGUUUCUACUGGUCAGUAAUAGGACUGGACAAAGAAUUAGAUCUGGUGCACAUGGAGGCCCAUACGUCUGAAGGCUAUUGUCAGUAUGUGACAUGCAGAGCUCACGCCUGCUCUGAAUCCAGCAGGACGUAUCCAUUUCCCGGAUAUAUUGAGACCAACUCACUCGUGGUUCAAGAUGAAUACAUAUUCGUGCAGGUGACGACCACAGGCAGGGCGAGUUACUAUGUGUCCUAUCAAAGAGAACCUUUCAUACGCAUUAAAAUUCCUAAGUAUUCUUUGCCCAAGGACAUGCAUAUCGUAAGUACGGAUCAGAGUCAGGUCUUCACCGCUGUCCAGGAGUGGAAUCAGAACGACACGUACAACCUAUACAUAUCCGACUUGCGGGGGAUGUACUUCACUUUGGCCUUGGAGAACGUCAGGACCAGCCGCAGCCUCGGGGGCAACAGCAUGAUCGACCUUUACGAGGUAGAGGGAAUUGAGGGUAUGCUCAUCGCUAAUAAGAAGGUGGAGAACCAGGUGAAGACGUACAUCACUUACAACAAGGGCCGCGACUGGAGGCUUUUGCAGGCGCCCGCCACUGAUCUGGCGGGAAAUCCAAUUCAUUGUGUUUUGCCCUUUUGUUCGCUCCAUCUACAACUGCAGAUGUCAGAAAACCCGUACCUCUCCGGCACCAUAUCCACUAAGAGCUCAGCGCCGGGAGUCAUAGUGGCUACAGGAAAUAUUGGCUCCGAACUGUCACACAACAAUGUAGCGGUGUUCAUUUCGUCAGAUGCCGGCAACACCUGGAGACAGAUUUUUGAGGAAGAACACAACGUGUGGUUUUUGGACAAAGGUGGAGCUUUGGUAGCAGUUAAACAACCCACUGUUCCUACCCGACAUCUUUGGAUGAGCUUUGAUGAAGGUCGCCAGUGGACGCGUCACAGUUUCUCAGCCAUGCCGCUCUUUGUGGAUGGAAUUCUGGUGGAGGCAGGUGCAGAAAACCAAAUCAUGACGUUUUUCGGCCAUUUCAGCCAUCGCUCAGAAUGGCAGCUUAUCAAAAUUGACUACAAGUCUGUGUUUACCAGAAGAUGCACGGAGGGCGACUACCAAACUUGGCACCUUCAUAACCAAGGCGAGCCGUGCAUUAUGGGUCAGAAGCAGAUCUACAUGAAACGUCGCCCGGGCAACUACUGUAUGGUGGGAUGGGACAACUCGAGGAUCUUGUCGGCAGAACCCUGCAUCUGCAGAGCGCAUGACUUUGAGUGCGAUUACGGUUUUGAGAGAAGAGGUGAUGGAAACUGUCUGCAAGCGUUUUGGUUCAACCCUUCUACUGUGUCUCGAAGUUGCAGCCAGGGGCAAAACUACCUCAACAGCACUGGGUAUCGUAAAGUGGUUGCGAACAACUGCACAAAAGGCGUGAAGGACUUAUACACGGCCAGAAAGCAGCAGUGCCCGAAUCGACCGCCGCGAGGAUUAGCCCUGGCAACCGGUGACGACAAACUCACGGCUAACUUGGGCAGCAAUGUGACCUUCCUGGUGCGGCUGGAGGAGGGCGACUCCAUGAGGACAAACAUUCAGCUGGACUUCGGAGACGGGACUGCGGUGUCCUACUCGAACCUGAGCUGGACGCAGGAGGGGAUCAGACAUGUGUACCGCAGCGCAGGCAUCUUUAGAGUGACGGCGCUGGCGGAGAACAGCCUCGGGUUCGACACGUCAUCUCUGUACCUGCACGUGACAUGCCCAGUGGAACAGAUUCAGCUGUUGGCUCCAUAUGUGGUCAUUAAGAACAAGGAGGUGAACCUGACAGCAGUGGUCUGGCCCUCUCAUUUCAGAACGCUCACCUAUUUUUGGUGGCUGGGGAACAACACGGAGCCGAUCAUUACGUUGGACAGCAGCAUUUCCUACACGUUCAGCACUGAGGGUAUGACCACAGUCACCGUGCAGGUGUCAUCGGGAGAGUCCUUACUACAAGACAGCAGGAGCAUCGCAGUGCAAGAAUUCUUCAAAUCGCUUCUUUUAUCUUUCUCUCCUAAUCUGGACGAGGCCAACCCCGACAUCCCUGAAUGGAGACAGGAUGUUGGUCGGGUAAUUAAGAAGGCCGUUCUCCAAGUUGCGACAGACAUUCCCGAAGACCAGCUGCUGGUCGCCGUGUUUCCCGGAAUUCCUACCGCCGCCGAGCUCUUCCUGCUUCCUCCCAGGAACCAAUCAGAUGGCAGGAAAAGAAGCGAGGAGGAUCUGGAGCAGCUAUCACAAGUCCUGGUCAAUGCAUUGAAUCAGAUCUCGGUGGAGUUCGAGUUGAAGCCCGGCUCUCGGGUCAUCGUUUACGUCACACAACUAACUUUAGCUCCUCUGGUUGACUCCCUCCCGAGACACAGCAGUUCUGCGAUGCUGAUGCUUCUGUCUGUCGUCUUCUUGGGUCUAGCUGUAUUUCUCAUCUACAAAUUUAAGAGGAAAAUCCCCUGGAUUAACAUCUACGCGGAGGUGAACCACGAGAAAGAGCAGGAGAUGAUCAGUACGGUGGGCCAAAAUGAUGCCACGCCCAAAAUCACCCUGAGCGAGUUCUCCACCCAGAAAGAGAUGAUGGAGAAAGAGAUGGAGGCACGCGCCAAACGAGCCGUGAUCAACACCUGUGAAAGCACAAGGGAGAUUCCGAACUGCACGAGCGUCUGAAACAGUCCGGAAGGAGGAGGUGUAAUGUAAUGAUGUGUACAGAGGUAUCACAAUUUUAAAAGUUGACAGUAAUCCUUUUGCUUUUUUGUAAUUUGGAAACACUCAUUGUUAAUAGUUUUCUAAGGAGCUCAUUUACACAGAUUUGCAUGAGCAUCUCGUUUGUUACGAUCUGUUAGGGAAAUACGGACACGCUAGUAACUACAUGUCAUUGAGUAUGAUUUAAACAGGCACAGUUUGAAUAUGAGGAAAUCUGAAUUAUAUUUUAUUGUCGUUUAUGUUUGUUUGCUUUGCUUUUUUUUACUUUUUAUAUCAAUUUUUUAUAUCAAAACUACACCUUUAUGCCAUUUUUGUAGUAUGUUUGUUUGUUAUCAAAACCACACACAUUAUAAAGAGUGCAUCUAAUGACUACUGUAUAUUUAUUUAAUUUUUAUUCUUUUUUUUACUACAUUUAGUAGAUCUUGUCAUUUGCGGUAUAUAUUUGUUAGAACUUAAACUGAAGGAGUAAAACGAGAUAUGCCAAAGGGGCAGCAGUUCACAACCCAUUGAAGAUUACAGCUUGAAAUAACCAUGCCCUACUAUCUUCUCAAUUGGCUGUUGCUUUAACAUUUAUGUAAAUCUGGCCGUGAACGCAAAGUUCAACCGAAAUGUGAAAUAUUUUCCAAAAACACUGUGAUAAAACGUUAUUUGUGCGGCAAGGUUUUUGUAUCUCUACAAGGGGAGAAUAUAACUACAAUCUUGUCUCUUAUAGCACGGUUGUUUUUGGAGUCCAGACUUUGUUAAAAGUCCAUGACCUACUGAAUGACGCAUUGAGAAUUUGUAAUUGAAGAACAAAAUGCAAGUUGUGGUGGAGCUUUAUCAGUCUAAAAGGGGAAAGCAAAAGUUUAACCUUGAAUCCCUCGUACCUUCAGCUAAUGCAAAUUACAGUAAGCUCCUUCAAAUACGUACAUUCCAUGAUCUUUCUCUUCUUGUUUUUUUUUAAAUGGCUUACAGAAGUUUGAUUCAGUGAAUGCCUUACAAAUACGAAUGCCUUUUGUAAUUAUGUGUAUUCAUCAUAAUAUCUGGCCAUUUAGACAUGAAAUGUAAUUUAUAAUAAGUGUUUCUUUUUCUUCCUUUCUCUUAACCGAUAUUGUGUCUCAUCCCUCAUUCAUAGAACUGUACAGUAUUCUCAAUAGAUCUCGAAUUUUUGUUUCUGUAUAUACAGUGAGUGUAUUUUCAUUUACAUAUGCUUAUAUUGUAAAUAUAAGAGUGAAGACUUGACCUCACUGGACACGUCUGCUUUAAGGUACAUUUCAAAAAGAGGGUGUUAAGACUCACACCAUUAAUUCAUCGAUGUGCUGUAAAUAAGCCGAUGCUGUAAAUAGUUUUUUAUUCAUUCAUCGUAUGAGAAGAAAACGAGUAAACACGUGCUGCAAAGUGCAUCUAUGUUGCCAUAUGAAUUUCAAGGUCAUAGCUGGCAGUGUUUUAGUAUAUAGUUCAUUUUUUGUAAUUGGAGUAGAUUGCCUCUUUCACACGGAAUGAAAAUAACCAUUUAUGAAAAAGCAGAUGGUGUCUUAGAUUCCAUUGUGAAUGUAAAUGUAUAUCAAUAGAUCAGAAUAUAAGUGACGCUGGCCAAACAUCCCAAUAAAUAAAUUACUGUUUUAAUUGAUCAAUUACGUUCAUAACAAACCAAACAACACUGUGUUGUCUCAUUUCACGUUUAAGCAGACUUUACAAUUGGACAGAUUUUCUCUGAGUGAAAAAAAGGCAAUCGCUUGUAAUGUUUUUGAAAAUGGACAAGUAAAUCAGAUCAAUAUUGAAUUGACCGUUUUUGUAUCAUUUUCAUAAUCAUAAACGGUUGCAUGCGUCAUUAUGUUGCAUGCUCUGUUCCAAAAUCUAGUGAGCUGCCUGGCAGUCUACAGACUUCAUAGGGUGCUGCCUUCUGAGAAAAUAUCUGAUCAAAUAAGGAAUCACAUAAGUGAUUUGAAAUGCCCUACAUAAACAGCAAUUGUAUUCACAAGCAGCGCUCUUUACACCAUGACCACGGCAAUGCAUUAUUGGAUUGCCUUGAAAGACUGCCGAAAAUGUUAUGCUAGCCAAAAGAUGUUACUGGAUGCUAGAGUCAUCAUCUCCCAUCUUUAAAAAAACAGCCUUGGGAUUGUGAGCGUCCCUUAAAAUGCUCCCUAGAUGGGCAUCUAGACUUUGGAACAGAGCCCAUACGCACUCUGUGAGUUUUGAUAAUCUCAGAAUCAAAAUGUACUGAUACAGUAUUCCAGCCAGACUAACCAAAACCUCAGUGUGAAGUCUUGAUGUAUAUCCAAUUGGAACUUAUCCGUUGAAAAUCUAAGAAUGAGUUUGAUUAAGACAUUGUACUUGACAUUAGGUAGGAUUUCACUGAGAUUGAAAUGGAAAAGAAAAAAAUAAACACGAAUUUGACGAUUUGUCAGAAUUUUAUAACGCACUCAAGCUGGCGUACAAGUUUUUUAUAAAACCUUAUGAUCCAUGUUGUGAUUUCAUCAAAGCACGUUCCACAGAUAAACAUGUAAAUGGAAAAAGAAGGUUUCAACGCAAAUUGCUUUUUUGAUUAUUGAUAGUGCUGAUUUGCACAAAAACAGCUGUUGUCAAUAAGAAAGAGAACAUUUAGUGUUUAGUUAGUGUUAUAUUCUGACAUUUUGCUCAUGUUUAUGCUUAAAUCAGAUUUAAAUAGGCUACACAGUUUUUGAUAUAAUCUUAAGAAUACUGAAUCCAAUAUCUUAUUGUACCUUUUUUGUUUCAUUUUUUAAAUGGUAUUUACCCUGAAACAAGCCAUGUGCAGAUGCAAUGGGUAAAUCGUUUAUACACUGUUGUCUCCUGUAAGGAACUUCAAAUUGACUACAGACGCUGCUCUUCUCUGUAUGAUGCUUAGCAUUGGUGUUGUCCAAAACAGAGUGACAAGAAAACAGUGUUAUACCCUUAAUCUGUGCUGCCUACUUCUCUGAGUCUCGGCUGUGUGCCGAAGUCAGCAAUGCAAUUACAGCGGCACAGCCUUUGAGAUGUGAGGAAACGCUGGUAGUUUAACAUUCUACCAUGCAUUCUCUCGUUAACAAUUUAAGGUUCAGUUUAGCAUGCUGCUUAAUCUCUGAAAUUCACAGUUGUGGUCUUAUUGAGGCUUACUGACUAUAUGUGGCCAUAAUGAAACACUUAAAAUAAUCAUUUUGAUUAUAAGAUCAGAGGAUCUAAUGGACACGUAAAAUUGAUCAGACCAUUGAAAAAUGAUAUCUUAUCCACAUAAGUGAGAUUUGUUCUACAAAGUUGUGAGCGACAGGCUGUUUUGUUGAUUGUUUCAUGUUCUAUUUUUUGUGAUAUGAUGUUCCACACACUGUAAAUUCUCAUUUGUGGAAACCCACUAGGCCUAGAUAUACAGUAUUUAUUAAAUAAAUAAUGUCUAUUUAUUAUUAGUUAUGUUUAUUAAAUAAAUAAAGCAUAGCUAUUAAUUCAUUAAAAAUAAUGAAUAUUAAAUAAAUAAUAAAAUAAUACAUAUUUUAAAUUAAAUUAUUAAAUAAUUAACUAAAUAAUGCAAAGAUAUUUAUUAAAAAGGUAAAUAAAUGUCAAAUUUGUUCUGAUUGGAGGAUUUACAUUUUAAGUAUGGACAGAAACAAUUGCCUGGAAACUUGUCGCAUCGCACUUGAAUGAAACAAUUGAAGAGGUUAUGGUUAGUCUGGAAAUCCAAGCUGUUGUCAUAACCUGUUACUUAGUGAUUCAAAGUUUUUUUUUCUGCUAAUUCUCAUUCUUCCCUGCUAAUCUUAUUCAAUGCUGUUUUCACUGUAUGAUGUAAAUCGGGUUUCAUUUGCUUUACCAACCCUCUCUUUGUGAUAGAUCUAGGGCUGUCAAAAGAUUAAUCGCGAUUAAUCGCAUCCAGAAUAAAAGUUUGUGUUUACAUAAUAUUUAUCUGUUUACUGUGCAUAAUAAUUUUGUAUUUAUUAACACAAACACAUCCAUGCAUAUAUUUAAGAAAAAUCUAAAUAUUAAUAAACAUUUAUAUAUCAUUUCAAUUAUUGGUAAAUAUAAAUAAAUACAUGAAAAUAUUUCCUAAAUAUGUAUACUUGUGUAUGUGUUUGUAUUUAUAAAUACAAAAUUAAUAUGCACAGUACAUAGACAUAUAUUAUGUAAACACAAACUUUUAUUCUGGAUGCGAUUAAUCGCGAUUAAUCUUUUGACAGCCCUAGAUAGAUCAUAACUAUAUAACAGUAAUGACAUCACAAAAGCUAAUUUUUUUAAAAAGCUAUUUACGUGUGAUAGAAACCAGACAUGUUUUGACAAGAAAUUGUAAUACAAAAAUCUACAGCUGCAUGACCCAAGGUUAUUGUUACAUCUUUAUUUCAAUAUUUCUAUGGAAAACUACUGUCAUUUUGGAAUUGUUUCAAAUAAAUGUAUUUUUGUACAUCUGAUACAGA